Molecule: messenger RNA, 2157 nt
Organism: Miscanthus lutarioriparius
Lineage: Eukaryota; Viridiplantae; Streptophyta; Magnoliopsida; Poales; Poaceae
Source: the annotation of a GenBank genome assembly
AUGACGCGUGUCACCCCACGGGACGCUCAGUCCGCAGAAGAUCCCAACCGCCGUCGUCUCCGGCGUCACGGGGUAUCCGAGGCAGGCUCAUCGGUCGCCGCGCCACAGGAUCGCGGUGGACCCCAGCGGCAGUCCUUCCCAUGUCCAUGGACCGUGUCCACGGAGCGACCGACCGCGGCGCCAGACUGGCAGAAACUGCCAGUGCAGCACACAGCUCCAGUCAAGACAAGAGAGCGGAGAGAGCUUUCACUGGACUGCAAAGCAAGCUACUGCCGCCACUCCUCGAACCCCUCGCCCUUGUGCCGUGUCCCUCCUCCCAAUGGCCGCCGCCUCCUCGGCCCCAUCCGAACCCUAGCGCCGCCGCCCACCACCAGCAGCUCGCUCCGCUCCAGAUCCCACGCCGCGCCAGGCGCCACAUCACACCACAUGGCGGCGUCGGACGCGGCGCAGCAGGGCCCGCGCGGCCACCGGAGGCGCGGCGGCAGCGCCACGCGCGUGCGCCCGCGCGCCUGGUGCUGCUCCUUCGGCGGCGCGCCCGACAGCCCCGACCUGCGCCCGCUCCCCUCCUCGGCCGCGUCCCCGGCGGCGGCGAGGCCGGGGAGGAAGCUGCCGCCCAAGUCCCCCUCGUCGGCGGCGACGUCCUUCUACGGCUCGCCGACCUCAUCCAGGCUCGCGGGGCUCGGCGGCCUCAUCGACCCGCGCCGCAUCCUCUCGCCCGGCCGCGUCUCCCCCAUCGACCCCGACGCCGGCGCGGUCCCGCCGCCUCCCCUCCCGCUCCCGCUCCCUCCUCCGCCGCCGCCGCCCGCCGUUGGGGACUCGGCGGCUGUGGGCCCCGCGGACCAGCCGGCGGCGGUGCUGCUGGCGUCGGCAUUGCCGUCGGCCACGGUGGUGGCCGUAAGGGAGGAGGCGGACGCGGGUGGCGUGCUGGAUCUGAGGCUUUUCCUGCGGGGGAGGGACGGGAGGUGCGUCCUCAUGGAGCUCGACUCCGGGGUGCUGUGCGGCUGCAGCGACUUCUUCGCCGCCAUGGCCCCGCGCGAGGACGCUGCUGGUGCCGGCGCUGGAGGGAAGAGGAUGGAGGUGGACGGGGUGGAGAAUUUGGAUGCUUUCACGGCCGCGGUGGAGCUCAUGUACGACCCUCAUCCAAUGCCGUGUCUUGCAGCUGCCGGCGUGUCGAGGGCCAUAGAUGUGCUUGAGGUGAGGAAGACGAAUUGCAGGCCUCUCUUGUUUGUUAAUUCAGUGCUUCUUGUUGAUAUGGCACCAGUAUGUUCCUCUAUCAUGUUCAGCAAGGGAAUCAAAUCAUGUUUGACAUACAUAGAAGCUGUUCCCUGGAAUGAGAAUGAGGAGGAAAAGCUGAAGAAUCUCUUUGCAAGAUUCACUUUUGACGAAGCAAUAUCCCAGGAUAUACUGGCAAGAUUGCGGCCACACAACUGGAAAAACUCAGAUGACCUCACUGUACAGCUUAUUCAAUCUGUCACUAGCAGCACCAGCACUGUGGCCAGAAAAGACAUGCAAUCUUUGGUAAAUGGUCUUCUAAGCAAAAGUUCAGUCUAUCAAAAGGACUCGUCAGGGCUAAACAAGGAGAGCCUGUACCAGAUCUGUUAUUCAUGUCUGGAGUCACUGGUUGAUCUCUUUGAAGAGGCCAGAGAACCAACAGAUUAUACAGGUCAGGCUGUGGCAGUUAGAGGGAGUAAACCACUGAUUGAGCGAGUCUCUAGGCAAGCAGAGAACCUCAAUUGGCUCUUGGAGAUUCUAGUAAACAAUGAUAUUGCAGAAGAAUUUGUAGAACUGUGGGCGAAGCAAGACAGGCUCAUUAGGAUGCACGAGCAAGCAUCAGCGAUGGUCAGGUAUGAGCUAAGCCGAAUAUCAGCUGGUGUGUUCAUUGCACUUGGUAAAGGAAAAGUGCAGUGUCGUGGUGACGUACGAAGCCUCCUCUUUCAUGGAUUUUUCAGCACAAUGUUGUUGGAUUUUGGCUGGCUUCAGCGCUGCCCUAAAGGUCUAGACCUAAGAUCACUGGAGGAGAAUUUAGGGCGAGGCCUUCUAACCCUCCCUCUCAGGCAGCAGCAGUGUUUGUUCGAGGAAUGGUUCCAGUUCUAUGCGACCAAAGGAGCUGAGUGUCCGAACCUUAUUAGAGCUUUCCAGCUGGGUGAAUUUGUUUGA